Molecule: messenger RNA, 1548 nt
Organism: Mastomys coucha (southern multimammate mouse)
Lineage: Eukaryota; Metazoa; Chordata; Mammalia; Rodentia; Muridae
Product: keratin-associated protein 24-1
Exons: 1
Coding region: 38-784 (248 amino acids)
Cellular component (GO): keratin filament
Molecular function (GO): structural molecule activity
Source: RefSeq, a predicted model, not a curated record
CCUACGUAGGUGCCUCUUGCUUGCACUCGCGGGCUCAAUGUCUCUUCAGGGCUAUCCUAGGCUUUGCAGUGCUACAUCCCAUAGAAAUCACUGCUACAUCCCCGUGACGCCUUCCAUUGCUGUCUGCUCAGAUGAUGUAAACCCUACCUUUGGACAUUACUUACCCAGCAGCUAUCAAGGCAAUCUCUGGCUUCUGGACCAUUGCCAAGACUCCUAUUGUGAAGCACCUUGCUGCGACUCUCCCAGCUGUGUGCUCAAGACUUGCACUCCAAGUUGUGACCCCACGGACUCCUGUGUGCCUUGCAGCUCCCCAUCGGCAAAUCAAGUUGUUAGUGACUGCGAAACUACCAACAUCAGAUCCAGACCCAGCUGCAGUCCCUGUACUGCGACCAAACGGUAUGUAUCCAACUGUACCACGGCUACUCGAUUUGCAUCUAAGGCCUGUCAGACUCUUCAAAAUGGCUCCCGCUGCAUAGGACAAUUUAAUUCCUUCCCCAAGAAUCUUCAGGCCCCAAACCACUAUGUUCUGGGCAACAAUGACUAUAGAAACUAUAGAAAUUUUGGAUUCAUCACCAAUGGCUUCUCUCCAUCCUGCUACACUAUCAGCAGCUACCAUCCCCGCAGUUACCUAAUGAGAUAUUUUCAAUACCCAAAUUAUGUGCCUUCAAGCUUCCCAUCACGGAGCUACUUAUGUAAAAAUUUUCAGUCUCUGAGCUGUAUACCUAGUACAUUCCCACCUCUGAGAUACUUAUGCAGCAGUAAUAGACCUCUGCAUUGCUACUGAUUAAUUUAUAGCUCCUAAAAGAGCUCCAAAGAGUCUGAUGGAGGACAGCAUCUCUUACUCAGUUCUGGGGUCUCUAUUAUUCUGCCAAAUCGGUCUAUUCAUCUCAGAAGAUUGUCAUACUAGCCUCAAGUGUAACUGUAGAGCCAAUUAACCACUUAGUAGUUUAUUCUUCUGUUAGUCUGAUUAGGGUAGUGUUAGAUCUAGAACGGAUUAGAAUGGACUCAUAUGAAGAGAUUCCACGUGAAGGAAAAUCAUCAUCUUCCUAACUCUGGUGUUACUUGCCUUGUGAUCCUCUGCCUGGGUGGAUGCGUGAUUUCAGCAUAGGUUUUUCAGAUUGUUCUGCUUUUCAUCGAUAGUUUUGUUAACUGCCUAAUGAGCAUCUUGCCUUCAAUGGGAAAAAUAAAAUUACCUUAAACAUACUAAAUGAAGCUAUUUCUUCCUUUCCCUUCUGACUGAUUAUAAGAAGGAGUGCACAUCAACAUCAACCAGAGGUACUAAACAGAAGAAAACCUCAGCAAUUGUCUCUUUCAAAGAAGACAGAAAGCACAGGGGUGAAUGUCAGUUGACUCUUAGCCUUAACCCUUGGGAGAAAUCCUCAGGACUGAGUGAAGCACAGAAAGUAAUUUAGAAAAGAAAGACAAAUGCUGUUGUAGAUUCUCCGUGACUCCUAGAAUUCAUCUAGAUUCCUCUGUCAUUCUGCUCUGUUGAAUUGUGUCAUUCUUAUUCCAGAAAAUAUCUCAAUUCUUGACUAAUAAACAACAUUC